Tripterygium wilfordii is the source of this 864-nucleotide messenger RNA. RefSeq lists its product as uncharacterized. The transcript is spliced from 4 exons. The coding region runs from base 1 to 864 and encodes 287 amino acids. The record is from RefSeq and is a predicted model, not a curated record. Lineage: Eukaryota; Viridiplantae; Streptophyta; Magnoliopsida; Celastrales; Celastraceae.
AUGGACCCAAAAUGGAUAUCUGAGGCCCAACUUAUGGCCAUUUCAAUGAGCAUGGGUCAAAGCCCCUUGCUUUCGAUCCCAAGCUUCAUAGAACUCGUGGAGAGAUUUAAGGCACGAUUAGUGGCAAAGAGAUUCACUCAAACAUAUGGUAUUGACUGCCCAAAGACCUUUGCAUCGGUGGCAAAGAUGAAUUCAAUACGAGUGAUUCUCUCAUGUGCUGCUAACCUGGAUUGGAAAUUGGAACAAUUGGAUGUAAAAAAUGUUUUUCUCCAUGGAGACCUUGAAGAAGAAGUUUAUAUAGAGAUUCCUUCAGGAUUCACUUGCAAAGCUACAGAGGGCAAGAGUAAGUAUAUCCUAGAUCUCUUGGAAGAAACAGGGAUGCUAGGAUGUAAACCUGCUGACACACCUAUUGAGACCAAUCAUCAGUUGAAAAACGAUGUUGGAGAAAAAGUUGACAAAGAAAGAUAUCAAAGACUUGUUGGGAGGAGUAAAAAGCAAGCUAUAGUUGCAAGGUCAAGUGUAGAAGUGGAGUAUCGUGUUAUGGCUCAAGGUGUGUGUGAGGUCUUAUGGCUAAAAGGAAUUAUGUGUGAUCUUGGGAUUAUCGAGGAUGGUCCAAGUCAGUUGUACUGUGAUAACAAAGCCUCUAUCAAUAUUACUCAUAAUCCGGUGCAACAUGAUUGGACUAAACACAUUGAGAUUGACCAGCAUUUUAUCAAGGAGAAGUUAGUAGAUGGUGAGAUUUGCAUUUCGUUUGUCAUAUCUGGAGAUAAACUUGUUGACAUUCUUACAAAGGGGCUUAGUAGUAAGAUGUUUGGGAGCAUUAUUAGCAAGAUGGGUAUGAAGGACAUAUAUACUCCAUCUUGA